This is a messenger RNA of Adineta ricciae, 837 nucleotides long. The record is from the annotation of a GenBank genome assembly. Lineage: Eukaryota; Metazoa; Rotifera; Eurotatoria; Adinetida; Adinetidae.
AUGAUUGAUGGAACACAUUUUCGAGGUGGUAUUAUUUCAUGGCGUCCAUUAAACGCUACUCCAUCUGGUACAACUGCACAAAUUCUCAUACACCAAAGAUAUUUUUGGUGGCGGCUAUAUUCUGGUUUCAACGGUUAUCUNUCUUGUGACACAACAGCAUUAUUUCUAAUGGUAUGGAUAUCUAUUGAAAGACAUCUGCUUAUCUUUUAUCCAAAACUUAUAUCCAAAAGAGGAUGGAAGAAAUGGAUGUUUGAUGUCUUACCUUUAAUCAUUUGUCUCAUGUGGGCACCAAUUGUAUAUCUUGCUCUAAUUGUUAUCAUUUCGACAUGUGAGAAUACGUGGGACUAUGGAACACUUCUUUGCGGACCACCAUGUUACACUUAUACGGGUUUCUUAGGCAUCUAUGACUUUGUUUUCAAUGUAUGUGCACCACUUUUCAUCAAUAUUCUAGUGAAUUUAUUGUUAAUCAUUCGAGUAAUCAAAGAGAAACUAUCUUUUCGUCCAAGAAUUAAUUGGCGGAAACAUCGGAAAAUGAUCUUGCAGUUUUGGGCUAUAUCUUCGCUUCAUGUUGCACUAUGGUCACCGCUUGUCAUCGUGAGUCUCAUUCAAAUGACUGGAAUGCCUUCAUUCAUGGCCGAUCAAUAUACAAAGUUAGAAUAUACUCUUUAUUACAUGCCAUUACUUUUGCCAAUAACAUGUUUAUGCGCAAUACCAAAUUUAGUUAACAAAAUCAUGCGUUUUAUUUGGAUACGUCGAACGAAUGUAGUUACAGUCGGUGACAUACCUGAUACUAGACGAAGAACAGGAAAAAUAUCUCGUCAACAGAUUUGUAUUUGA